GUGCUCUCUCAAAGGCCCCAUAGCCCUCCACUUCCUGAGGAGGCAGCGGCAGAACAAAGCCAGCAGAGGCUUCUUUUCUCUUUAUCCUCUGGGCCACUGCUGCCAGAGCCUCUGCCUCCAGGCACCGUCCUGAGGGAGAAAGACAAGAUGAAGUGGAAGGUGUUUGUUAUCGCGGCUGUCCUGCAGACACAGUUCCCAGUUACAGAGGCACAGAGCUUCGGCCUGCUGGACCCCAAGCUCUGCUACUUGCUGGAUGGGAUCCUCUUCCUCUACGGCGUCAUUGUCACCGCCCUGUUCCUACGAGCAAAGUUCGGCAGGAGCGCAGACAUGCCCGUGUACCAGUCCGGCCCCAACCAGCUCUACAAUGAACUCAAUUUAGGAAGAAGAGAGGAGUACGAUGUUUUGGACAAGAGGCGCGGCCGUGACCCUGAGGUGGGAGGGAAACAGCAAAGGAGAAAGAACCCCCAGGAAGGCGUGUAUAAUGCACUGCAGAAAAACAAGAUGGCGGAGGCCUACAGUGAGAUUGGGAUGAAAGGCGAGAACCAGAGGCGGAGAGGCAAAGGGCAGGACGGCCUUUACCAGGGGCUCAGCACGCCUACCAAGGACACCUAUGAUGCCCUCCACAUGCAGGCCCUGCCCCCUCGCUAACAUCAGGGCUGUCACCCCUUAGGCUCACCUGCAGACGCCGAUUGUUGAAGACUCAGGAUACGGCAUUUAGAACCCAGUGCACUCACGUUGCUCGGCCACCAAGGUCCCUCUCUGUGAAUAGGAUGCUUCAAGUUAUAACAUUUGGUCCCGUCUAGCUCUACACUGUCAUACACGGACAUCUCCCUGGACUCUGUGGGAUGACAUUCCCCACGGUUACAGCCCUGUUCUCCAUCAGCCAGCUGUGAACGUGGCGUGUUCUCGGGUCUUCAAGUUUGCUGGUGGUAGCAGCCCCUCUCCCACAGGCUCAGUGCUCUCACCCAGGAAAUGGGCACACUCCACCUCACAGCUAAGUCUGUGUCUCAUAUAGUCCCAGAGAAACCACAAAUGUUACAUAUGUUCUAAUGGUCUGUCCUGCGCUGCCAGCAUUUGAGUGGCUUCGCACCUGCUGUAAAUUUGGCUUCCUUUGUCAGCCUCCUCCUGACUUCAAGGUAACUUGUAACUGAGCCGAGGAGGCUGUGGUGUCUGCUUGUGAGAGGGGAAGAUGGGAAGAGAGUCCAGGCAAGUCUGCAAGGGCCAGAGGUGGCUGAGGGGAGGAGGCGGGAGUGGGUGGGGGUGGGAGUCAGGGGCAGCCAGAGCUGUGGGGACAGGGACCCACGGGUACUGGAAGAUGACCAAGGCUGUCCUUGUUCUCGUGGCUCUCACAUUCUUAUAGGGGAAAUGAGUUGCAAACAAAUUGGUAUAAAAAGCACAGAAAUUGUCAUUAGAGGGUAUGAAAUGGGCCGGGGGGAUGGGGGCGAGAGGAGAGAGCAAGACCGUGUUGUUUUCUGAGCACUUGGUUCACCUCACGCCUUGAGUGAAAGACAAACCCACUGUUGUGAAGGCCUCGGGGGAAGACCCAGCACCACUCCCACCUAUAAAGAUCCAGCAGACAGUGGCCCAAUGGGCAAAGCCUCAGUGGACUUUCAGGAACAUGGCUGUGUAAUUAAAGGGCACGUGGCCCUGGAUGGAGUACCCUCUCAGCUCUGCUUGGUUUUAAUUUAUACUGGUUUGCUAAUGCCGUGCUAUUUUGCAUAAUAAAUACAGCAGUGAAAAUGCUUUGCUCUAAGCUUUCUUUCAGCAGUUGAGCCUGAAGUGAUAGUUCAGUCAUCAUGGAACCAGGGUGCUGUUGUUGCAGUGGGGACCAGCCACUGAUGCUCAGGAGAGGACGGGGGUUCCCGGGAGCAUGUGGGUGAACACAGGUGCACACAGCGGCCCACAGUGUGAGGUGAGCACAGCACCCAGGCUGGUGGCUGUGUCUCAUGGGACCAUGAACAGUGCUCAGGGCAGUACCACAUAUCGGGAUGGGCCUGGGCCUUAUGCCGGAGUCAGAGAGGUGAUAAGAAAGGGCAGGUAAGGAGGCCCGAAGGGCAGCCUAUCAGCACUGAGCCAGCCAGUGGAGCACAGGAAGGUGAGAGGGAGAAGCCAGCCUAGCAUCUGGGCAUCAGGAAUAGGCGACGUGGUGAGCAGAGGCAUCCCAGAGUUAGGAAGAGCAGGCAGUCGAUGCCACAGCACCAGUGUCUCUGUCCAUGCGCCUUGGGGGAGGGAAGAACAACAGAGGUCUUUUAGGCCAGUUUUCCUUG
Messenger RNA from Loxodonta africana (African savanna elephant), 2267 nucleotides. RefSeq names its product CD247 molecule (gene CD247). Gene Ontology annotation, molecular function: transmembrane signaling receptor activity. The transcript has 8 exons. Bases 148 to 648 code for a protein of 166 amino acids. The record is from RefSeq and is a predicted model, not a curated record. Lineage: Eukaryota; Metazoa; Chordata; Mammalia; Proboscidea; Elephantidae. Gene Ontology annotation, biological process: T cell receptor signaling pathway. Gene Ontology annotation, cellular component: membrane; alpha-beta T cell receptor complex.